Messenger RNA from Diorhabda sublineata, 6945 nucleotides. RefSeq names its product protein I'm not dead yet (gene Indy). Lineage: Eukaryota; Metazoa; Arthropoda; Insecta; Coleoptera; Chrysomelidae. Gene Ontology annotation, biological process: citrate transport; monoatomic anion transmembrane transport. Gene Ontology annotation, molecular function: succinate transmembrane transporter activity; citrate transmembrane transporter activity. The record is from RefSeq and is a predicted model, not a curated record. Gene Ontology annotation, cellular component: membrane. The coding region runs from base 357 to 2000 and encodes 547 amino acids. The transcript is spliced from 8 exons.
UUUAUUUUUAGUACCUAACUCGAAAAAUUGCGCGAAAUGAAACUGGCAGUUGUCAGGUGAGUACCUCGUUGGCCGCAACCAACGCCGGGGUCGUAAGAUUACUCGUUCGACGUUUUGACUUUACGAGUUGGAUAUUUUUGUAUACAAAAGUUUUUGUGUAGUGCUAUUUUGUUAUAAAGAUUGUAGUUCUCCAUUUAAGGUUUAUUUUGGUUGUCAACCAAGAAUCAGUAAACUGGUGGAUGUCAGAGCCUUUUUCUUCACUCUCCAAUUGAAUCAAUUGAGAAGCAAUGGGAAUAUAACUGGUUGAUAUUUUUACUUGGAAAGAGAUCGUCGACAGUUUUCGAACAAAGGCCGCUAUGUUGCUGCGAGCCAUUAAAAUUUACUGGAGAACGUUGUUCGUUUUAAUCUACCCGUUAGCUCUAUUGCCAGUUUUUUUAACAAAUAACACAUCCGCCUUCAGAUGUCUCUACGUAGUGCUUCUUAUGGCAGGCUAUUGGGUCUUCGAAGUGCUUCCCCUCCCAGUAACAUCACUUAUACCAGUGGUCUUGUUUCCUCUUAUGGGAAUUCUCGGUACAGACCAAACGUCACUGUGUUAUUUAAAGGAAACAAAUAUGAUGUUUGUCGGGGGCUUGAUUAUAGCAAUAGCUGUUGAACACUGUAAUCUCCAUAAAAGAGUAGCUUUGCAUGUGAUAAGACUCGUAGGUUGCAGUCCAAGAAGAUUGAAUAUUGGACUCUGUUCUGUCACUAUGUUUGUUUCUAUGUGGAUAUCAAAUACAGCUGCUGCAGCUAUGAUGAUUCCAAUUAUAGAAGCAACGUUAAAUGCAUUAGAAGAGCAGGGCAUAGGCGAGGUAUUUGAAAAAAAAGAUCUUGAAGGUGAAUUCAUAACUGUAGAUAAUGGCGAUAUGGAGAAUAGACGACCAACAAGGACAACUAUGUGUUAUUUUAUUUCCACUGCUUAUGCUGCUAGUAUUGGAGGAAUGGGUUGCAUUAUUGGUUCAGGAACCAACCUUACAUUCAAGGGAUUAUAUGAAACGUACUUUCCAGAAAGUCCAGGUGUGGAAUUUACAAAAUGGAUGAUUUUGAAUGUACCUAUUAUGUUAAUGAUAAUGUACUUGGGAAUUAUAUGGCUUCAGUUCUGGUAUAUGGGAUUAUUUAGACCCAAUUCGGUAGAUGCUAAGAAGAUAAAAGUUGGUUCACAAGGAGAAGCGGUUGCUAAAAAGCUCAUUACCCAUCAACUAGAGCAAUUAGGUCCUAUGUCUUUCCAUGAGAAAGCCAUAGGUGUAUGCUUUCUGUUAUCAAUUAUUUUGUGGUUCUUCAGGAAGCCACAGUUUGUACCAGGAUGGGCAGAACUCAUCACUGAACAUAAAGUAAAGGACGCAACCGCAGCGUUAAUAGUCGUAAUGAUAAUGUUUAUUGUCCCCUCCAAACUCGAUUUCAUUUAUAUGUUUAGCAGUAAUGAGCAAAAGAGACCAAAAGCUCCUUCUCCUGCUCUUAUUUCUUGGAAAAUCGUUCAACAGAAAAUGCCUUGGGGUCUACUCUUUUUACUUGGUGGUGGUUUUGCCAUGGCUGAAGGGUCCAAAGCCAGUGGAAUGAGUCACAUGAUAGCUCAACAUCUUAGAGGGUUCACUUCAUUAAAUAAGUAUUACGUUAUGUUGAUUUCCGGAUGCAUGGGAUCUUUUCUCACCCAGUUUUCGAGUAAUGUUGCAUGUGCCAAUGUUAUUUUACCGGUACUAGCUGAAAUGUCUGUGGAUGCCAAAAUUCAUCCGAUGUAUCUCAUGAUGCCCGCUGCACUGUGUUGUUCCUUUUCAUAUUGUCUUCCAGUAUCAACUCCUCCUAACGCAAUUGCAGCAGCCCCAUGCAACAUGCCAUCUAAAGAAAUGACAAAAGUUGGUAUCGGAAUGACGAUAAUUUCUUUAUUGGUGCUAUUUACCGUUUUUCCUUUUUACUCAAGACUUAUAUGGGACGUAGAUACUUUUCCUAUUUGGGCAAAAGAUGAUUAAAAAUUUAGUACUGCCUACUUUAACUGUUUUAUCCAAAACUUUAUGGAUAGAGAAAAUUUUAUUUAAUUUCUUUUGUACAUUCUAUACUGUACUACAAACAAUUUGCCUUUUUAUUUAAAACAAUUUUUUACUGAUUAAGAUUUAGAGAGAGUUAAGGUGGGUGAAAGUGAAAUAAUAUUCAAAUGAAUGUUUGUAUUUUAUUGAUAUAAGUCACCUUUUAGAGAAAUUUUACCUCGCGUAACGUAGAUAUGGAUGUGUCACUUAAAGUUAAUUUUAUUUUUCAAAAAUGCCAUAAAAGUUUAGACAAUGGUGUUAACGCCACCUUAGAACUUUUGUUAUGGUAACAAUUUGAUGUUUUAAAAUUAGUAGAUUAUGGACACUAUAAUUGAAUCAGCUGUCAAUGUUUUCAUAUAUAUCCGUAGUGAAUAGUGCCCUGUUGGAGAUAAAACAUUGAAUUCCAAUAAAUUAAGUCAAGGCAUCAAUUAGGAGCAAAAAAGGAAAUCUCUUAUUUGCGGCAAAGUAACAUCAAUAUUAUUUUAAAUGUGUAAUGAGUAUAUUUAACAUUUAUUGUUGAAAAGAUAUUCGAUUUUUUGAUAAUGAACGAUUCUUCCCCUCAAUAGAGAAUAACUUUGAAAUGGAUAUUGCAUUAUUAUUUAUUAAUUUAGGUAUAACCAUUUCACUAAACUUUUAUUGUAGUUCACUAUUGAAAUAUAGAUACAAAAGUUGAAAUAAUUGAUUUUCUUUUGAUUCUUCACAAAGUUGCUUUGAAACAGGUAGCUAUUUUAUCUUAGAUACAUAUAUACUACAGCUUUGAAUGUACACAUUGGUCGCAUUUAGCGGACGAAACCGUUAUGCAACUGUUGUAAAAUCCUAGCGGAUACAUUCGCUGGCGCGUACGCUACAAACUCAACACGUUCUGGAGCGGCCGUCAUGUUUCUUAACGCUUUUAUUUUGUGCUAGGUAGCGGUAGCGGAACUGAAACUUGACAAAAGUGAACAAAAACUGAGACAGAACAAGACCCGAAAUUUGUUAAAACAACUGUGUGCCGUGACCAAACGUUAAGUUGUAGCUUUCUAAAAGAAAACUGAUUGAAUUUGGUCGAGAGAAUGAGAAAAAUAAAUUGGAGCUCCAUAAAUUAAUCGCAUAAUUUAGUUUUAAUAUACAUACAUCGUAAUUUAAAAAAAACUAGACAAAGUACCGCAACAUAAUGAACACUCGUCAAGUUCAAUAAAAAUAAUUUCGUUUGAAUACACUUAACCAAAAACAUAAUAUAAAUCAAAAACAGCGAGCCAGCGAACGUUUAGCACGUUCCCGAUCACUCCGCUGAAUGCAGCUAUAAUAAUUCGGACAAUAUUUCAAUUUUCCAACUUUUUUAUUUAUCAUUAUAUGAUUAGUAGACAAUUGAUGGGCUUCCGAAGUAUUAUUGUUUCUAACUAUUUCUCUACGUGAUAUUUUUUACAUUUAAACUUUAGUUUUUAAGCCCAAAAUCAGUCUUUGUAUAUUCAAUAACUCCAAUAAAUUACUCAAAUAUUAUGCACUCAUACAGUUGAUGUUAAAAUAUUUAAGGAAUAAGUUACUUGAAUAAAAAACACCGAUUUCACCUGAGUGAACUGAUUCAGUACCUAAUCGUCGUCUGAGCGUCCGUUUUACUACACUCUCCAUGUAUUAAUAGCAUGAUAACUUUUUUAUUUUGUUUUAUGAAAGCGAUUUUCCAUUUUAAUUAUAAAAACUGAUUAUUUUGUAAUAAAACCUGCAAUGACAUUCUAAAUAUCUACAUAUUAAAAACAGAAAUUUAUUUUAGAUCUAAUACAAAAUACAAAAAAUCGCUCAUAAACGCUGAUAUCGUAGUAACAAAGUAUUUGGGAAAGCUUUCAUAUUUGGUGAACAGGGUCGACUGCGGAAAUAAAAAAUCUGAAUGAAAAUCAGAAAACUAUAGGUAUAUACUUUUUUAUUUACAAAUUGACAAACCAAUGUGCAUAAUGCUUAAGACAGCAAUUCCCUUCCUAUUUUGUGCCAUGCUUCACCCAAACCCUUCUAAGGUUCUCAUGUCCCCCUAUGUAACAACUAUUUCUUUUUUUUACCAGUUAAUAAAUCACAGCACUAAAUCCACACAGGUAAAUAUGAAGAUAGAAACGGAAAAAAUAGUUUUCUAGUACAUUUGGUUGAAUUUGGGUAUUUUAUAUCAGUUUCUUCACAAAGUUAUGCCAUCGAUCUUUUUAUAUUAAAUAAAGUUUUAACUGACUCAUCAUCUUGCACUUCUGCGAGCUCCUCUUGAUACUGCAUAUUUGAUAAAUCCGACAAAUCCACUAAUAUUGGCUGCAUUAUUCAUGUUGGAAAAUCAAUUUGUUUUAAAUCAGAAAAUUUUUCUUUUAAAUAAAUGACAAGUAAAAAAAUGAAGAGAUUUUUACGAAUGAAAUAUUCAGAAGUAAAUGAAAUUAGCUGAAAGAGUCAACAAUAACAAAAUAUAACUUAAUACAACUUAAAUUAGAAGCAAAAUCUCUCCGUAAAAUUAUAACAUUAAUUAAACAAAAACCUAAAUUAUUACUAAAUCUAAAUACACACGUGGCUGUGAAGAAAAGAAAUGCUUCUCAGACUCAGUCAUCUGACUCAAAGCAAAAGGGUUAAACUAGUGUCGAGUCCAUUUCCGAACUGCUCCCUUUUAAAAUCAAAUUGCUCUCCUGUGGGGCGUGGGCCCCAUGUUAGGAAACACGGCCUUAAGUACUUUAUUGAAGCUAUUCACGACACCUAUGACUGUUCCUAACUACUUUGAAAACGAAUUUAAUCGUCAACAAAUUCAUACUUUGAGAGUAAUUUUACGUCAUUUUCUAUGGCCUAGAUAACGUCGCAGCAAUCAACAAUAAAAAACAUUAUUUCGAUAAUAGAACUAUAAUGGCGUCAGAAUUGAUAUUUUAAUAUUUUAUAUAAUUUAUGUAUUUAUUUGAAUGAAUAAUUCUCAACGCUCGUAAUAAAACUGGUUUUAUUGAUAACUAAUAUUAAAUAAUUCAAAUUUAAACCUUAUAUAACCCAUCUAAAUCUCAAUUACCUACAUAAAAAAUUGAAAACUUAUAGGGGUAGCCCAGUAUUGUUAUUAGUGUAGUUAUUUUAGUACAGACUGAUUUCGUCACUAAAUAGAGUUCAUACUGGUAGAGAGAGUUAUCAAUGUUGAACUUAUUUCACUCAUAACAUAUCAUUAUUAAGUCUAAAUACAUAGAGUAGUAAUGUAGCAAGUGUAAUAAUGUAAUUGCUGUAAGUAUUGUACAAUCACCGUCAUCAAUAUGAUUGUAAUAUAAGAAGUAUUGAAACCAAGAUUUAUAGAAGAAAAGAAAUCAGAAAUAUGAACAGCACAACACUAACAAAUAAAGCGUACUCUUACAUUUCUUAGUUCAAUUUGAAGUUAUUCUAUUCACUGGAUAAAUUCAAAUAAUGUAAUUACUAUAACAGUUCAUUGAAUACAUGAAAAGUAAUCACCGUUUACUAUAUUUUUAGCUCAUUCACUAAUAAUAGUACCAAUUUGCUCAUUACUUCAAUCCCAGCUUCAUGAAUUUGAUUAGAGAAAUAAGAUUAGGUGUUUGUUCUUCAGUAGUAUAUCAACAAGAUAUUGUUUUCACUUUAUAUGUAAAUUAAGCAUAAUCUCUACUAGUGAACUCCAGACAUGACAUUAGGGUUGGAAUCACGGUGCUAACAUUUUUUCAAUAGUCUUUACUUCUUGAUAGUUUUUGCACCUUGCUAAGUACGUUGCUUCAUAAAUUUUGUUCAAAGGCACGGAUGACUGCAAAUGUAUCUACUAGAAACAUGUACUUUCAAGAACUCGAGAAGCACAGUCAAAAAUAUAAGGUGCUUUGUUUGAGAUGGAACUUUGACAUUGACUUUUGUACAUCACUGUAUAUAAAUAAUUCAUUUUCAUUUUACAGUAUGGAAACGUGAAUUAAAAACGAUUGUGGUAAAAUUGAUCGCAGGGGAGAACAAAACUCAAUAAAGAAAUUGAAUUGACAUAUCCUGAUAAUAAAGUUUUCUAUUUUAUUUGUUAUGAUAAAUUUCUUUGGCUGCAUUUGUUGUAACUUUAUUACAUAUAAAUAAAUAAAUUUCUCCUCUCUACUACUCUCUGCAAAACAGGCUAAAUAUGCAUAGCAGGGAACUUGAAAAUGCUAAUAUGAUUUCCUGUAGUUUCUUCUGUUGUAAUAUUGCAUGUCUUGUUUAUUAUUAUUAUUUGCCAUUUAGUUAAUUAUUUAUGAAACUAAUGAUACCAAUGUCAAUACUUGUCUUUCUUCUAAGAAAAACGUGAGGAAACUUUCAGUUUUUACCUUAAUUACCAUUUAGGAAGGUAUAAACUCAAAAACGCAGAAAUUUUAUGAUUUUUACCUCCAUGCAUAAGUUAAUUUUCCAUUGGUCUUAACAAGUAAAUUUAUUUUUCAACAAAAUCUCAAAGUAUAUAUGGUUCACUGAUUGUGCAAAUAUAUAGAGAAUACUGACCACAAGGUGAAUUUCAUAACAUUUUUUCUCAAAAUCGUUUGCAGCAGUUCUUUUGUUAUUUCCAGAUUUUACAUAUUACUCUUCGGAUAUUUAUGUGCUUCAUUAAGUUGUGUAGCGUACAUUCUUUCUUUUCUGCAUUCCAUCUUCUGUCGAUGUAACGAAUUUUUCACUUGCAUUCCAAUUAUUUUACAUGAAUAGCACAUGUUGAGUAUGUUCAUUGAAAAGCAUUUGAGUAAUUGUAACCAAUAUACAUAUCGAUUAUCGCAUUGACGUGAAGAGUAUAUGAAUACUUUUCUAAAAAAUAAACUAUGAAUGAAAUAAAUAAUGAGUGGUAACCUUAACCACAAUUUUGCAUUCUCAUUUAGUGUAAAUUUUAGUUUAAGUAUAUAUUUAUUUAAAAAUUUGUGAAUCUACCUAAUAGUAUGAACAAAUUGUAUUUUUAUCAAAAUAUAAAGUAAUUAAACUAAUGUUGAAA